CCAAUCAUGGAAAGUCAGGACGGACAUGUCACAGGAAAAGUUUAGAACCGUUGGAGAUCGUGAGGAGAGUUUCGGAAACCCAUAUUUCACCUUUGUUCAUAUGGAAUCUCUAAGUGAAAAGUUGAAAUUACUAAACUACGAACAAGAUUUCUGCCGAACAAGAAGUCAGAAGCCGCUCUCAAAGCAUUAUUAUGCAAUACCCACAAACCCUGGAGAACAGUUCCACAAUUUCACUUCUUUAGCAUCCUGGCUGGUAGUCAAAGCGAAUGGAAAAAUUGACCCUCCCCAGGAGUAUGAUGAUCCAAAUGCUACCAUCGCAACGAUUUUGGAUGCAGUCCGUGAACUAGGACACAGUGUAGAGUUUCCUCCAUCUAAACUAAGAAUUGGUUGUGGUGAAUAUUGCAUCGAAGUACUACGCGUGCUUGCUGAAUCAGCAUUACAUGUUCAAGGUCACCGAUUUCAGUCACCAAAGUAUCCUGAAGAGGAUGAAGACGAACUUGAUAUUGAUGAUGUCGAUGUCUCAAAUGGUGAUGGUGACAUAGCUGAGUGGCAAGGGCAGACUAAUGGAGGACGGUGUGUCGGAAAUCUUCUGGUUGCUGUUGAUGGCGAUAGAUCGCCAUUGGAUGGUGGUUAUGCCGAAGAGGAAGAGGAUGAUGAAGUUCCCGAUCUUGAAGCGUUGAAAAACCGGACACGUUUCCAACGGACCACUUCCGCUCAUGACGUGCGGAAACAAAGUCCAAAGUUAGACGACAGAUCAUUGCUAUCACAGUCAACGACAGUUUCUGAUGACGGUAUAAUAGCUUGCAUGCAAGGAGUAGUCGAGUCGAAAACCGACCCAACCGACUGGCAGUUAGAGGUCGAACGUGUGCUUCCCCAAUUGCGGGUCACCAUCCGAUCAGACGCGAAAGACUGGCGCUCGCAUUUGGAAGAAAUGCGUCGAUAUCAAUCGGAAAUCGAAGCUGCAUAUACAGAUGUGAAGACACACCUAGCACGACUUUGUGAAGACCUAAGCAGAGCACUUGAAAAAAUCUACAGUCGGGAAAAGUAUAUGAACAGUCAGAUUGAACCACUUCUUGCUCAGUAUAAAUCCAUACAGAGCAAGCUAUCGGAAAUUUCGCUGAAGUACCGGAUGGCCAGUGGUGGAAUUACCGAACGAAGUCGCAUGCUAGCAGAACUAAGUGAGGAAUUAGAGCGGGUGAAAAACGAAAUGGACGAGAGGGGUUCAAACAUGACCGAUGGGUCCCCGGUGGUCCGAAUAAAACAGGCAAUACAGAGAUUAAAAGCAGAGAUGCUUGGAAUGGACAUACGCACAGGUGUAUUGGAGCACAUUCUGCUGCGCACCCACCUACGAGUGAGAGAGGAUAGUCAAAAGUCCCUAUUUUCAAAAGAUGGUGCCUCGGUUGUGGCAGAAACUGCAGCGUUUGUAUACUAGACGGUAUCAAUAUCCUUGAAGUAAUCUUUCAGCUGAAAAGCCCCAAUUAAGUGGCGUCGAUUUGUGACCAUUUAAUUGUCCACUAACUUCUCCCCAUCAAGAUACAACACAUCUCAUAACUUACCCCGAAACAUUGCUGAGAAACUGAAUUACACAUAAAAGGUGUUUGUAAAGAAUACCAGUAUCUUCUCCUAGUGACGCUACUGAAGGACAAUUUC
Molecule: messenger RNA, 1650 nt
Organism: Opisthorchis viverrini
Lineage: Eukaryota; Metazoa; Platyhelminthes; Trematoda; Opisthorchiida; Opisthorchiidae
Exons: 5
Coding region: 26-1432 (468 amino acids)
Biological process (GO): intraciliary transport; non-motile cilium assembly
Cellular component (GO): Golgi apparatus; intraciliary transport particle B; centrosome
Source: RefSeq, a predicted model, not a curated record